This is a messenger RNA of Hypoxylon trugodes, 3021 nucleotides long. RefSeq names its product cytochrome P450. Bases 1 to 3021 code for a protein of 1006 amino acids. NCBI's taxonomy places the organism in Eukaryota, Fungi, Ascomycota, Sordariomycetes, Xylariales, Hypoxylaceae. Gene Ontology annotation, cellular component: cytosol. The transcript is spliced from 10 exons. The record is from RefSeq and is a predicted model, not a curated record. Gene Ontology annotation, molecular function: FMN binding; flavin adenine dinucleotide binding; NADPH-hemoprotein reductase activity.
AUGCCACCUCUUCCAGGCCCACGACCACUACCAAUUAUAGGAAACCUCUUAGACCUUGAUCUAGAGAAUACGAUACAGAGCUGGGUAGACCUCGCUAAAACUUAUGGCCCAAUCUAUAAACUACGACUAGGCGGUGCCGAUAGAAUAUUUGUUACCGGCUAUGAACUAGUCAAUGAGAUUUGUUCUCGAAAUGACUUCGUGAAAGUCCCUGUCGGUCUUGUACGAUCACAGAAGGAUCUAACGCCGGAAGGGCUUUUCACAGCCGACUAUGGUCAAGAAAGCUGGGCAAUUGCCCAUAGAACAUUAGUGCCAUCAUUCGGCCCUUUACCUAUUCAAAACAUGUUCUCCGAAAUGCACGACAUGAUCUCCCAAUUGGUCUUGAAGUGGGCUCGCUUUGGUGAAGAGAAUCCAAUCGACGUCACGGCUGACUUCACGCGACUUACACUUGACACCAUUGGUCUCUGCGCCAUGGGGAUGCGGUUUAAUUCCUUUUACACAAAUGAACUACAUCCUUUUGUUACAGCAAUGAUAGCUACCUUAUCCGAGUCUCAAUUGCGAUCGGUCCGGCCUCGUUGGCUAUCUUGGCUCCUAUGGGGAGCAAGCUAUAAAUUUGAUGAAAAUUCUCGUUUGCUCCACGAGAUUGCUGGACAAGUCAUUGCCAAUAGGCGAGCCAAUCCUUCCAACAGAAAAGACCUUCUUAACGCCAUGCUCAAUGAACCAGAUCCUAUUACAGGAGAGAAUCUCUCGGACCAAAUUGUAAUUGACAACAUGAUCACAUUCUUGAUUGCUGGACACGAGACAACUUCUGGUCUACUCUCUUUCCUCUUCGCAUUUCUGAUGUCGAAUCCAGAAAAGUAUAGGAAACUUCGAGAAGAGAUCGACAACGUAUUAAGAGGCGGGUCUCUUACGCCGGACCAUUUGAGCAAGUUACCAUAUACAAAAGCUUGCUUGAAAGAAUCUUUACGGCUUUACCCUGUUGCUGCUGGUUUUUCCCUUUCUCCUAUUGGUGACAAGCCAGCAACUCUGGGCAAUGAGUGGGUGAUCAAACCAAGCGACUGUUGCGUGAUCCUUCUUCCCAAAUUACACCGAGACCGUGGCAUUUUCGGCUCUGACGCCGACGAGUUCAAACCGGAAAGGAUGCUAGAAGAAAACUUUAAGAAGUUACCACCAAAUUGCUAUAAGCCGUUCGGUCAUGGAUCCAGGGCGUGUAUUGGGAGUGAUUUUGCCAUGCAAGAGGCUAUUAUGGCUACAGCAAUCCUGGUGCAAAAGUUCGACUUCAGGAUGGUGGAUCCUGAGUGGAAGAUGGCCAUAAAGCAGACAGGGACGCUCAAGCCUCGUGGUCUCUUCAUGUAUGCUAAACUCCGACCGAGUGUCAAUAUCUUAACUUUGCAACGGGAUUUACAUAAAAUUCCAACCUAUGUCGAUUUUUUUGGAUCCAACACGGGAACUUGCAAGGGUCUGGCAGAGAGACUAGCAGUAUUGGCUAAGCGGCGAGGAUUCAUCUGCGCCAUACGUCCACUAGACGAGACGGUACAAAAUGGUCUCCUAGAUACUCGUCCUAUUGUCUUUGUUUCAUCUACCCAUUACGACGGACAACCGCCUGAUAACGCAACUAAGUUCCUCGCCUGGUUAAGUAGCCAAGAUGGCAGUAGCCUGACAAAGGUGAAAUACGCCGUGUUCGGUUGUGGCAAUCGGGAAUGGCAGGAUACGUACCAGGCAAUUCCAGCCUUCAUUGACAACACCCUAGAAAAGCGUGGAGCUUAUCGUAUUUCCCAAAGGGGCAUAGCGGACGCCGGUGAAGGUAAUAUCCUGGGCGACUUCGAAACAUGGCUCGCGUCUGUGUUCUGGCCUGCAAUUGAUAGUUUAUAUGGUAACAAGGCAAGCGACGACAGUAUCCUGAGCUGUAUCGAUUCUGAAAUGGCUUCAAAAGCCAGAGUACUGCAAAUCAAAUCUUUGACAACCGAUGAAGAUCGUCCCAAAUUUCACAUGGAGAUUGAUCUCCCAGGAGGUACUUCGUACGAAGUGGGAGAUUAUCUCGAAAUCUGCCCACAAAACCCCAAACAGCACGAGGAAAAGCUCCGACAAAUCCUCAAAGCAAACAGCAUUGACCCAUCAAUAGAGGCGACUUGCUCUCAGUAUGAGCUCAACCGGCCUGCAAGUUCCAAGCAAGUCGAAGCACUCAUCCGGGCCUGUCGAAACGAGCAAGACAUUUCUUCGCUCAAGGCCAUUCAAGAAAGCCUUUCCAAAACGCCGCCUCCUUCCCAUCGUCCAUCAAUUAUACAGCUCCUCACUGCACAUCCCAGCAUAUCAUUUUCUAUAACGCAGCUCACCGCCAUCCUACCACCCAUACAACCUCGCCUCUACUCCAUUUCCUCAUCCCCUCUCACGUCGCCCUCAAAAUGUACGCUCACUUGGUCGCUCAUAACACAAAAUAGUGGCGACCCGGGCCUCGCAUCGUACUACCUUGCAGCUCUCCAGCCCGGCGCCUCCCUUUCCUGCAGCGUGCGUCCUGGAAAUCCGCGCUUCCGCCCACCUCAAGAUCCAUCGACACCCGUCGUUAUGAUAUGCGCUGGUGCUGGAAUCGCGCCAUUUAUGGGGUUUGUUGCGCAUCGCGUCGCACAGAUACAGAAUAAUUCUUCUGUUACACGCGCACCCACAGUCCUAUUCGUUGGUUGCCGCACCCCCCAACAUGCGCCGUACAAGACCGAGCUAUCGCGCUACGGCCAAGGCGUCGUUGAUGUGCGAUACGCAUACUCGCGCACCGGGCACAACGAUGGACAGUUUUCCGGGUACAUCCAAGAUCGUGUGUGGGCAGAUCGUGAAGAGUUGGCCGCGUUGUGGGAUGCUGGCGCGCGUGUUUACGUGUGCGGCAGUCGAGCCUUUAGCCAGGGGGUUAAGGAGGUGGCGCGGCGGAUAUAUAAGAAGGUGGCUGUGCGUCGGUGUGGCGCAAAGACGGAAACUGAGGUCGACGAGUGGUGGGUUGACAUCUUAAAGGAGAGGUACGCGGUGGAUGUAUUCUAA